UAGUUGUGGUGUGCUCUGAGAGUUAGACGAUAUAAGAACUACGCUGCGGUGCCUUUUAUCUAAAUACACGUAUGAAUCGAAUACAUUGUGACGCUACUUUCUCGUUUCGUGCACCCAUGUUGGGUUGAGCUGGUGUCAACACGUCGGGACGUCAUGCUGUGUAUCAUUGGCCUUGUCCCGGGGACUGCUUUACCACCUGCUGGGAAUAAUGGCCGAUAAGACAGUUGCCCUGCCUGAUGCAUAGUUUCCAUGCGACUACGGAAAGAAAUCGGCGCUCAAUCCACAAAACGGAGCCGUUGUGCGCAGCGCAAAAUGCCGUGUGCACUGAAUCAUGCAGUGCCAGUCAUAUACCACUCCAUUUGAAGCAGCUUCAGAUGAAAAAAGGAACUACACAAGAUGGGUCAACGUGGCUGAACCCCUAUUUAACAGUGAAUUUGUUGAAAGAAAGAAACUGCUGUGAAAAAAGGGCAUUUGUUGCUGACUACGGAAGAAAAGCCCCGCGAAGAGAUACCAGCCCACUGCAAGCGAUUCCUUACUGGCCGGUUCUGGGAGCGAAAUGAACUCUCCGCAUCCCCAGAUAAACGUGGUCAGUGACGCCGUGGGAGUGUUGUGCGUGGCGAAUGACGCGUAGUUGGUGCUAUCGAAGUCGUUUGGCGGAAAGAAUUCCUCAGAUUACUUUCAGCAGUGAUGUUGAAAAAAAAACCGCCUUGACAUCAAGGAUUUUUCACUGGUCGUACGUGGUUGUCAACGCGCUGAGAGUGACAGCGAAGAUGAACAAUCAGCUGCUGGCUCACGAGCAGAGAGUUGUACUUCACGUCCCGUCAAGCAUUAAUGUUUUUCACGCUCGUAAGUCACUGUGAUUGUAUUUAUUGUAUAAUAUCCUUCAGCGAG
This is a messenger RNA of Rhipicephalus microplus (southern cattle tick), 891 nucleotides long. RefSeq lists its product as uncharacterized. The record is from RefSeq and is a predicted model, not a curated record. NCBI's taxonomy places the organism in Eukaryota, Metazoa, Arthropoda, Arachnida, Ixodida, Ixodidae.